AUGUCGCGAGACAAAUCGUUAAAGUCUGUAUCUGAUGCAUUACUAAAACGACACUUGGCUCAAUUAAAUCUCGUCGUAGGGAUUGUUGUUUUCAUUCAUUCAGCUAGAGGUGUUUACGGAAUCGAAUUAAGUAGAAUUAAUAAAGAGCAAAGUUAUUUGACAAACGUUUAUUACGCUAAAACAUGGUUCAAUAAAUUGGGCUUAAUGUCAUUUUUAUGUCAGAAGAAGUCAUAA
Messenger RNA from Clunio marinus, 234 nucleotides. The record is from the annotation of a GenBank genome assembly. Lineage: Eukaryota; Metazoa; Arthropoda; Insecta; Diptera; Chironomidae.